Messenger RNA from Homalodisca vitripennis (glassy-winged sharpshooter), 767 nucleotides. RefSeq names its product pupal cuticle protein G1A-like. The record is from RefSeq and is a predicted model, not a curated record. NCBI's taxonomy places the organism in Eukaryota, Metazoa, Arthropoda, Insecta, Hemiptera, Cicadellidae. The transcript has 3 exons. Bases 156 to 737 code for a protein of 193 amino acids.
CUUAAUUAUUGUUGUACAGCUAGUAAUAUACACAAAAAGUCAAGUUGUAUAACUUUUAAGACCAUUGCUUUAACUGCCCUGCAAAAUCUGCUCUCCUAGAGUGUGGUGACUCAGAGUAAGAUGGUAUUCAAUCAAGGCAGCACAGAUCCAUUGGUAUGCCUCCAGUGUCCAACACUGACACAAUUAUUUCCAGUUUGACCUGGGCACAUGUUUCUCCUCUAUAUAUGUUUGUUUGGGCUCUUGUACGGCACUUCACUGCCCAGUCCCUUCGGUCAACCAUGCCUUCAAUACUCUUCACUAUUCUGCUAGCUACCUUAGCUGCAGGAGCAAGUAUUUCUGGCCCUGAGAGCUCAGCCCCCAAGCAGAAGAGAGGAAUCUUUGGAAGCUACUAUGCUUCUGCACCUUAUAGCUCAGCUGUGGUAGCCCAUGCACCUGUAACUGUGGCCCAUGCACCUGUGUUGUCUGCACCUGUCUACCAUGCACCUGUAGUAGCCCAAGCUCCAGCUGCUACUUCAUACUCCAGCUUUUCUAUUACCCACACACCCAAAGUGGCCUAUGCCGCAGCACCUGUAGCCGUAGCUCAUGCUCCGGUCGCAGUAGCACAUGCUCCAGUUGCUGUAGCACAUGCCCCAGUAGCAGUAGCACAUGCUCCAGUCUAUCAUGCACCAGUAUAUGCUGAACAUGCACCAGUAUAUGCUGAACAUGCACCAUUUUAUUCACACAGCUUUUACCAUUGAGCUAUGUCAAUAAAUUGAACUAUUUAAAUA